CUGAACAAAUGGCAGCCACUCGCAUUUUCCCAGCGAGAUCCGUUUCGGUCAGGUGGAGACCAGGUACAAAAAUGUGGAGAUUCCUACUGAUCUGUAGUAUUCAGCUGAUUUGCGCCUCCGAACACAGCGGCGAAGGUUUCGGCGGAGGAGGUGAUGGCCACUACGGAGGAAGUGGCAGCGGAGGCAGCGGCGGUGGAGGCGACUUCCAUCACCACACUCCCACCACAUAUUCGGAGAUCUCCAAGCACGUGCCCGUGCACGUGAUCGAGAAGGUGCCACUUCCCAUUCCGCAUCCCGUGGCCGUCCAGGUGCCGAACGUGAUCCGGCUUCAAAUACCGGAGCCCUAUGCCGUCCACGUUCCCGUCCAGCAGGAGAUCCAAAUACCUGUCUACAAAAUAGUCCCGGAGAUCACUGAGAAGAAAAUCCCCUACACUGUGGAAAAACCGUAUCCGGUGGAGGUGGAGAAGCCGUAUCCCGUUGAGGUGAUCAAGCAGAUUAAGAUCCCGGUGCCGAAACCCUAUCCGGUUCCUAUCACCAUCUACAAGCAUGUCCUGCAAAAGGAGCACGGUUGGUAGCGGCUCUAAUCUAUAUUAGUAUAUAGUUGUGUAAGUAUUUGGAUGCCAGCUCUAGAUCGAAGAGUAUUAUCUUAAAAAGUAAAUAAUUAAAAACUGAUUUUAAGAUUA
Molecule: messenger RNA, 683 nt
Organism: Drosophila ananassae
Lineage: Eukaryota; Metazoa; Arthropoda; Insecta; Diptera; Drosophilidae
Exons: 2
Coding region: 9-575 (188 amino acids)
Source: RefSeq, a predicted model, not a curated record